Pteropus alecto (black flying fox) is the source of this 4563-nucleotide messenger RNA. It is a transcript of the gene ZNF239, whose product is annotated as zinc finger protein 239. Gene Ontology annotation, biological process: regulation of transcription by RNA polymerase II. Bases 345 to 1730 code for a protein of 461 amino acids. Gene Ontology annotation, molecular function: DNA-binding transcription activator activity, RNA polymerase II-specific; RNA polymerase II cis-regulatory region sequence-specific DNA binding. The transcript has 4 exons. Gene Ontology annotation, cellular component: nucleus. Lineage: Eukaryota; Metazoa; Chordata; Mammalia; Chiroptera; Pteropodidae. The record is from RefSeq and is a predicted model, not a curated record.
CUGGGACUUGUCUUUCCCUGCGCUCCUCUCGGGCCGGGGUCACAGUUCGGAAUCCUGCGCUUCCAGGUGUCGGAUUCCCGUGGGAGGACUCUGUCCAGAGAGGAGUAAAUGACCAAAUUCCAGGAACCAGUAAUAUUCAAGGAUUUCUCUGUGGACUUCACUGAGGAAGAGUGGGGUCACCUGGACCCUGCUCAGAGGAAGCUACACAGAGCUGUGAUGCUGGAGAACUACAGCCGCUUUGUCUCAGUGGGAGACCUGAAUGAAAAUUCUGUGGAGAGUCUUCAAGAGAAAGGACUUAGGGAUCAGUUAUAUAAACAGUUUUCCUACUGGCUAAUUUUGAAGAGAUGGCCAGUACGAUAACUGGUAGUCAGGAUUAUGUUGUGAAUCUUCAAGGGGAAGUGUACAGAAACCCCGAACUAGAUCUUUCCCCUUAUCAAAAGUGGGGAGAAGCAUCUUCUCACGUUUCCAGAAACAAGAGCUGUGUAGUAACCUUUCAAAAUGAUGAUUUCAAAAAUAUAGAAAGUGAAGAUUAUUUGUCUUUGAAAGUUCCGAAUCAUAUGGCCACUCAGGACUCCUCAGUGACGUUCUGUAAGAAUGAGCCCCAGGAUCCUCAGGAAAGCACAAGUCUGUUUGUAACUGAAGAAAGCACUGAAAGAAAAUUGAUGGGAAGAAAAAGUCCUCCCAUAGACCAUUGUUCAGAGAACCAUCAUAUUAAAUCUACAUCUGAUGUAACAGAACUGGUCUCGCCAUUGAUCAGUGGCAAGGCAAUCUGCCAGAAUGGCCAAUCAAAAGAAUCCUCAGAUCCCUUUGACUGUAACCGCAAAGACAUUUAUGGGUGGAAAUCAUGGGUGGUCAGUCAUCAGAGAGCUCAUACAGAGGAGCAUCCCUGUAACUGUUAUGACUGUGGGAAAAUACCCAACACCAGCUCAGAUAGUCAUCUAUGUGAGAAAAUCCACACUGCAGAGAAACAAUACCAAUGUAGUCGGUGUGGUAAGGACUUCAGUGAGAGCUCAGAACUACUGCUUCAUCAGAAAGACCACACAGAAGAAAAACCCUACAAAUGUGAACAGUGUGGAAAGGGCUUCACGAGGAGCUCAAGUCUCCUCAUCCAUCGAGCAAUCCACACUGAUGAGAAACCUUAUAAGUGUGACAAGUGUGAGAAAGGCUUCACGAGGAGUUCAAGUCUGCUCAUUCAUCAUGCAGUCCAUACAGGUGAGAAACCUUAUAAAUGUGACAAGUGUGGGAAGGGCUUUAGUCAGAGCUCCAAACUGCAUAUUCACCAGCGAGUGCACACUGGUGAGAAGCCCUAUGAGUGUGGGGAGUGUGGAAUGAGCUUCAGUCAGCGCUCCAACCUGCACAUCCACCAACGGGUCCACACAGGAGAGAGGCCCUACAAAUGUGGAGAGUGUGGGAAGGGCUUCAGUCAGAGUUCAAACCUUCACAUUCACCGGUGCAUACACACGGGCGAGAAACCUUACCAGUGCUAUGAGUGUGGGAAGGGCUUUAGCCAGAGCUCAGAUCUCCGCAUCCAUCUUAGAGUCCACACUGGAGAGAAGCCCUAUCACUGUGGCAAGUGUGGGAAGGGAUUUAGCCAAAGCUCCAAACUCCUCAUCCACCAGAGAGUACAUACUGGAGAGAAGCCCUAUGAGUGCAACAAGUGUGGGAAGGGCUUCAGCCAGAGCUCCAACCUCCACAUCCACCAACGGGUUCACAGGAAAGAUCCCCAUUAAAGAGCUCUUCAGUCACAUGCUUGUACAAGACUUCGGUGUUUUUAACAUCACUUUUUGUAGUCAGUGCAGGAGAGAGAUAAUAAGAAUUAUUCAGAUAGGUUCCCUCAUUGAAAAAUCAUUCAUUCAUUUAAAGGAUUUAAAUACCAAGAAUUUUGUUAUGCUAUGCAGUGAAUUGAUUGUUCUAGUUCCUUAGUUGGUUAGAAUGAACACGUCUGUACUCAGUAGUUCAGCCAGUGUUAUUAGAACUACCUAUCCUACCCAGUAUUUACAACAGCAAGAACUUGUCAUUUAUCCAAGCAGAACAUGUUUCCCUUUGUUCACAAUCUCUGAGAAAUCAGAACUCGGACUUGUCACCAAGUUAUGUGCCUUGUGAUUUUCAUAUUUCCUUCCAGCCCUGAGUAGCUCUGUCUAAACUAUGAUUGUUGGUUUUAGGCCAGGGGGAGGGCGAUUGGAGAUAAAAUAGACAUGGAAAUUUUUUGUGUUUAUUGCAAAAAUGUAUAACAGUCUGUGGCCACACAACAAGGAGGUGGAGAAGAGCUACUCGUAGUAUGCCCUAUACACCACUUUAUAGCAUGUUGAACCCUCUCAUCCCCCUAAAGCAACUGCUCAAGACCAUAAGUACUGUAGUUCUUUUUCCUGGUUUCAGCUAGUCUGUCGCCACCUCAUAUGACAUCCCCAAACUAAAGCUAAGUAGGUUAUAUACACCAUGUUGAAACAUAUCAAAUGAAGUUGAAACCUAUUUAAGUGAAUUUAAUUCCUUUCUCAAUACUUCCCUCUUGUUUCCUUAAUUUCCUUCACUACCAUGUUCUAUGCUAAGCAAAACAAAAGAGGAGAGAAAGUUUUUGAUAUUUGUCUCUUCAGGCAUAUCUCUUUAUUUUAAUAUUUGAUGUACUCCAAAAAAAGUAAUUUGUUUUUGCAGGAUUCCCAGCCUCUUUAAAAUUCACUGUAGACAUCUAACUCAUAUUUAUAAAGUUAUUUUUAUAUUUGACUAAAAGUACUUCAUAUAAAAAUAGAUAUAUAAAAACUUUUAAACCAUAUUUGGAGAGUAAGUCUGGGAAGAUAAGCCUAAAAUACGCAUUGUAUCAUACAUAAUUCACUUGGGGUGGGAUUGGGUAUGGAGCUAGAACACCUGAAAAAGUUAGGCAUUUAUCCUCUAGGAGUUAAUAUUAGAAACUCAUGCAACAAUUUAAAGUAGAAAAGUGAUUGCAAAUACAUAACUAGAUCCUAAGUUACAAUACAGAUUGCCAUACUGUUGAAAACUGGAUUUACUCUGCUAUCAAACCAACAGGUUUCUCACAGAGCUCAGGGAAACAUUCUCCCUACAAAUUUUGUUGACGGGUUUCCUGGGCCACCAACUCAUCCCUGUUUUCCUGUGAACACUUUGAUUCAUUUACAUGAGUUUUCUUCCCAAAGUUCUGAGCCUGCAUGAGUCUCAGGACGUUGCAAGAGUUAAAAAUCUUGAUUUGUAAAAGUCCUAUGAUGUUCAUCCCCUUGAACAUCCACCAUUAGGUCCUCACUUGGAGGAAUUUGAUGAGAUACUCCUCCUUUUCCUAAGGUUCAUUUACCUUCAUUUUCUUUUAAUCUUUUUUAUUAUGGAAAAUUUCAAACAGCAGAAACUAGACAGAAUAAUAAAAGGUCGCUUCAUGAACUAAUCACUCAGUUUCAAGUGUUAUCAAUACAUUAUCCUAUGCCAUUUUCAUCUCCAUCUCUUAUAAAAAUCUAGAGGAUUAAUAUUUAUGAAACUCACCAACUUAGGAUUUCUUAAAGUUAUUUGUUCACAGGACAUUUAAUAUCAAGAGCUCAUGAGUCAUAAUGCAUGUGUGAAUGAAAAUGGCAAUAAAAAAUUCUCAAAAGUAAAUUUAUUCUCUUAAUCAUAUUUCAGUGAUAUAGCAACCAACAUUAAUGUUUACAAUGGAUCGAUGGCUAUCAAAAAUACAUUAUAAAACUAGAGGCUCAUCACACCAGCAGUUUUCAAGGUUAUAUAUAUCAACAGUUAAUGGGCAAACACUGCCUGUGUAUCAGGGAGCAAAGUGGAUACUACAUAUUCAUUCAGUUCCGGGGCUAUAGCACACUGUUUUUCAAGGAGCAGACUGUUGCAUAAUCAGAAGUGUGUGCACGUGUGUGUGUACAGUAGCCCCCCAUACACACAUUCACAGGGGAUAUGUUCCAAGACCCCCAGUGGAUGCCCGGUGAAUAGAACCAAACCCUAUAUGUGCUAUUUUUUUCUAUACAUAGAUACCUACGAUAAAGUUUAAUUUAUAAGUUAGGCAUACUAAGAGAUUAACAACUAUUAAUAAAAGUUAUAACAAUAUACUAUAAUAAAAGUUAUAUGAAUGCAGUCUCUCAAAAUAUCUUGUACUCCACUCACCCUUCUUGUGCUAUGAUACAGUGCCUAAGUGAUGAGAUGAAGUGAGGUGACUGACGUAGGCAUUGUGACAUAACGUUAGGCUGGCUACUACUGACCUUCUGAUGAGAGAGCUACUAAGUGACUAACAGGCAGGCAGUGUAUACAUCAUGGAUAUGCUGGACAAAAGGAUGAUUGACCUCCCAGACAGGACUGAAUGUGAUUUCAUCAAACUAAGAAUGGCACACAAUUUAAAACAUAAAUUGUUUAAUUCUGGAAUUUUUCAUUUAAUUUUUUCUAACUGUGGUUUAUUAUGGAUAACUGAAACCACGGAAAACAAAACCACAAAUAAAAGCGGACUACUGUAUAUAUACACAAAUAUACUUACAUAUUAUAUGUGUGCAUGCAUGUGGGAGGGGAACUUAAAAUUUUAGAAAAAAAUGUACUGCUCACACUCUUUUCCUCAGAACAAACUGUUUACUGAACCAA